GAAUAAGAGGAGUUGGGCACGGCAGCAAAGCAACCACAGACAGAGCACAGUCUCAUGUUGUUGCCGGAUGACGUUUUGCAAGACAGGAAACUAGAGAAGCAGAGAGUCAGAGCAAGUGCAGGCGCGGACAACUUUGUCAUCUUGAAGACAAACAAGAUUGUCUAAGAUAGUCAUAAGGGAAACACAAGAGGUCUCCUGUGAAGGUAUUUGAAUUUUGUUUGAUGCCACCUUGAAAGAGGAGACAAAACUUGAGUCACACAGCCUACAAAUCUGAAAUGGGCACUGAGGAGAAAGAUUCUGAGCCUGCAGCUCAACAAGUACUAAAGGAACAGCAAUCACCAGAGAAGGAAAAGGAAUCUUCCGUUGAGCCUCCUCCAGGGCAAAUAUCUGAGCCCACUGACCCGCUUAAUACCUACAAGUGGCAUACCGGCUCCAAGGGAACACUCAAUGAGGUAAAAGAUGAAGAAGAAGGGGCAGCUUGUUCAACAUCUACGAUCGAUAGGAUCCACAAGGCCUCCACCAACAAAUGGAACAAGAUGCAGAACUGGCGUAAGGCCCUGAGCGAGGAAACAGGAGAUAAAAAUUCAUCCAGUGGGAAAGGUGGAGAGGGAGCCAAGCCAGAUAAAGGCACCAGUGGAACCAGGAAAAACCCCUUCAGAAGGGCCCUGUCCGAGCCUCCGGGGUCACUGUUUGCAGCUCGGUCCCCUUCCUCCAGUGCAGCCAGCUCAGCAAAUGCAUCUUCAUCUUCGACCGCUGCAGAGGCCUCAGGGGUCUCCUCCACAGACCCUUCACAGAAAGGAGGUGGAGGGGCACUCCUAAAAAAGUACCUGAGGACUGUUUCCCAGAAGCUCAAGAGGCCCAAGCUGCAGAGUCGGAGCAGUACACCGACAUUACUACCAGAUGUGGGGGAGGUUGAAGUUACACCAGCUGCACACACUGAACUGCCACGACAACACUGGGUCCCGCCUCAGGAGGUCCCCUUAUGGGACAUUAGCAACUGCAUCCUCGAAGAUGGACAGAUUCUCAUAUCCCCAGAUGAAGAGCCAACAAUGUGGACCCGAAACCGUGUCAGCAGCUGCCUCUCCAACCUCAGCAUGCAGAACCUUGCAGAUAUCGACACAGAAUGUAGCCCUGACCAUGUGGGCCUGUCAGGUGGCUCUCGACCAAAGAGCCAAGAUGGUGGUGUAAGGGCACUGAUCAAGCGACGUCUGGAUAAAGAGGCCAAGAGGAACAGCAACACCCAACUAAACCGAAUGGGCCAAAACAAAGGGAGCAGGCACUAUGGUUCCCGGGAGUCUCUGUCAAUUCCAGUCAGGGCAGUGGAGAGUCUAGAUCUGAGUGCAGACACUAGCACUGUCAUCAGGCCUGUCCACAGCUCCAUUCUGGGGGAGAAAUACUGCUUUGAGGUGAUAAACUCUGAGAACACUCACUGCUUUGGCUGCUCCUCAGCUGCCGAACGUGACCGCUGGAUUGAGGACCUGAGGCGGGCUGCCCAGCCCAAUAAGGAUAAUAUUGAGCGGACAGAGAACUCCCUGAGUCUGUGGGUAAAUGAAGCUAAGGAUCUGGCACCCAAAAAGCGUUAUUACUGUGAGGUACACCUGGACGGGACCCUGUUCGCCCGCACUAGCAGCAGAGCUGUCGGCAAGCCGUCUGACCGCUCCAGCAUGGCAGGGGACAGCUCCACUGGGUCUUCAGGAGUCCUGGGGGCCAGUGGAGGUGUGGCUGGAGGGUGUCAACUAUUCUGGGGUGAAUUCUUUGAGCUAGACAACCUGCCCUGCAUUUCCCAAAUCACCUUGCACCUCUUCCGUGAAGAGGAUCCCAAGAAAAAGCGCCACUCUCGAGACGACUCCAGCCUGUACCCACUGGGUAGUGUGGCCAUACCUUUGGCUGAUAUCCGAGGGAGGACCUAUCAGGAAAAGUGGUAUCCAAUAACUCCAUACAAGGCCUCAAGCGCAGCGGGGAAGAAAGAGCUGCUGGGGCCACAGGCAUCACUACGCAUCAAGGCCCGUUUCCAGAAUCUGCAAGUGUUGCCAAUGGAGAAAUACAAAGAGUUUGCUGAGUAUGUGACGGUUGAUUAUGUGGAAAUGUGCAGAAGUCUGGAGCCACUCCUGAAUGUCAAGGAGAAGGAAGAGCUGGCAGGGGCUCUGGUCCAUGUACUGCAGAGUAUCGGAAAAGCCAAGGAGUUCCUCAUUGAUUUGGGUAGUGCAGAGGUGGAGCGUCUUGGAGAGAAGGAGGCACUGAUCUUCAGAGAGAACACACUGGCCACUAAAGCCAUAGAUGAAUAUAUGAAGCUCGUGGGCCAGAAGUACCUCAUUGACACACUAGGAGACUUUAUCACCCGUCUGUAUGCCUCUGUGGAGAACUGUGAAGUUGAUCCUCGUAAAUGCCCUGCCUCUGAACUGUCAAACAGCCAGAAGCACUUGAGGGAAACCUGUGAGGAGGUAGUGAGGAAGAUUAUUGAGAUCCAUGGACCCUUUCCUGAAGAGUUAAACAAGAUCUUCUCCAGCUGGGUGGAGCUGUGCGAAGACCAGGGCAAACCAGAGAUUGGCCAGCGUCUCAUCUCUGCGUCCCUCUUCCUUCGCUUCUUAUGUCCUGCUAUCCUCAGUCCUUCUCUUUUUGGUCUGGCACAGUCUUAUCCAGAGCCAAACACCCUGCGUACCCUCACCUUAACUGCCAAAGUCAUCCAGAAUUUGGCCAACUUCACCCUGUUUGGUGAGAAGGAAGAGUACAUGCUCUUCAUGAAUGAAUUCCUGGAGCAGCACUGGGAUGGAAUGAGGAGUUUUCUACAAACAGUGUCAAGUCUAGACUCAGAAAUCCCAAUGACUUCCUUUGAUGGUUAUGUGGAUCUGCCUCUACGUUUAGCUGUGCUUCACGGCCUGCUGGUGGAUAUCAUCCAUCAAAGGGACCAGGACACAAUUGACAAGCUGCACCCUCUGCCUUCGAUUCUCAACCAGAUAACAGAGUCACUCAGUCCUGAAGCACCUCGCAUCACAGUUAGCAGCCAAAAGGGACAAGUCAAGCCAGUGUAUGUUCCUCCUAAAGACUUGCACAACUACAGCCCUCUCCAGUCAUCCCUCCAGCAGCUUCCUGUGGACUCCAAAGGCCUGCGAGAAGGGGAAGGCAGGACUCGGAGGGGUGUGAAAGAGAGGAAGCCAGUCACCAGAACUCAGAGUGCUCCACACAGACGUCCUGGUCAAGCAAAACAAGCCUUGAAGAGACAGACAAGUUCUGAAGCUCUGCCAACACCCAACGAUGAACAAGAGAUGGAAACCAAAGAGCCACUUAUCUCAUCACCAAAUACUACUGCCAGUAUCAAACGUCCACCUGCACCAGUUCCCUGGAUCAAAGUCACUCCCAACAGAGAGCAAAGUGAGAUGAAGCCUGAGAAUGAGGAGCUCAACUUACUUGAUAGGCAUGCUCAGGAACUGUCAGAGCUUCGUCUGGGAAUAGAGCAGGUGACGGAGCGUGAGCUGGACAUGGCAAAGCGCCUGGAGGACUUCAUCAUCCAAAGCCAGGACCAGAAUGCAAUUCUGCAGGCUGAGGUGAACGAGCUCCGAAAUCUGCUAGCUGUGCGAGAGGAGCAGCUUGCCAGCGCCACCUUCAGGCUGGGUGUAAUUGAGGAAGAAAGGGAGGAAGAUGAGAGGAAGCUAAGUGUUGCCAUUGCAGCAGCUGAGCGAAUGAACGUACUGGAGGAGCAGUUUGCAAACCUGAUGAGGGACCUUCAGCAGCUCAGUGAGGCCUACAACAGUGCCCAAAACAACAUACAGCAUCCUGAAAAGCCACACAUUAACAGCAGUUGAACCAGCUUUAGUUUCAGUUUCGCAUAUUUACAUAUACACACUUCAUGCAGAAAUCACUGCCUUAGGUCGCAGUGUUGGUUUCCUGGUUAGAUGUAAGUAGAUUAUACAAGCAUAUUCUAAAUGGACAGUAGUGGGCAAACUCCGACUGUGAAUAUGAAACCUACAGAAUCUGUCUGCAUUUUUAGCUUUUACUGUAUCUCAGCUACAAAUGCAUUUGACUUUGACCUUUCUCAUAAAUAAAAGAAAUACAACCUGAA
Molecule: messenger RNA, 4057 nt
Organism: Toxotes jaculatrix (banded archerfish)
Lineage: Eukaryota; Metazoa; Chordata; Actinopteri; Toxotidae
Gene: rasal3
Product: RAS protein activator like 3
Exons: 19
Coding region: 276-3800 (1174 amino acids)
Biological process (GO): regulation of GTPase activity
Source: RefSeq, a predicted model, not a curated record